This is a messenger RNA of Pistacia vera, 786 nucleotides long. Its product is annotated as pentatricopeptide repeat-containing protein At1g62680, mitochondrial-like. The coding region runs from base 1 to 786 and encodes 261 amino acids. Gene Ontology annotation, molecular function: protein binding. NCBI's taxonomy places the organism in Eukaryota, Viridiplantae, Streptophyta, Magnoliopsida, Sapindales, Anacardiaceae. The transcript has 4 exons. The record is from RefSeq and is a predicted model, not a curated record.
AUGACUGAUGAACAGUCUCCAGCUAAGCGGCAGAAAAAUACUGCCCAAAACCAAAACAAAGUGCAUGGGAAAGAAAAGAGACGAGCACAGAACUUAGCUAAAGGAAACGAAGUAGAAGAAGCAAAAACCAAAUUUGAAGAGAUCCAAAUGACCAGCACAUCAAAGACCCCACUACUGGAAGAGCCAAAGGAUACAUUGACAAGUGGCCUGGCAUAUGUGGAUUUUGCCGAUGAUGCACACCUUGCUGCAGUUGUAAGAAAGAACAAACAAAGUUUCUUGGAAGAAGGAGCAUUGCCUAAUGUAAUCACUUGCAACACUUUGAUUGGUGGAUUGUGUAAAACAAAGAAAGUAAGUGUUGCCAUUAAGUUGCUUGAAGAGGUGGUCAAUGGGAAUAAAGAAUCUGGUGUUAUUUGUAGGCCAAAUGUUGUUACUUAUAGUAUUAUGAUGAAUAAAGAAGUCAAUGAAGCUCUUAGUCUUUAUCGAGAGAUGAUUUCAGAAGGAAUUAGGCCUGAUGUGAUUACAUAUAACACCUUGUUAACUGGCUUUUUUCUUAUAGAAAAGGUGAAAGAUGCACGGAAUUUAGUUGGUGAGAUGCGACUUAACGAUACUUUUCCUGAUUCUUGGACAUAUAACAUUUUUGUUAAUGGACUUUGCAAGAAUGGAUAUGUUUUGGAAGCCGUGGAAAUGUUUAAUGCUCUAGUAAAUAAUAAGGUUGCUGUUAACAUUGAAGGUUUGAAUUCCCUCAUUGAUGGAUUAUGUAAAAUAGAGAGAUUCGAAACUGCUUAG